Messenger RNA from Selaginella moellendorffii, 3658 nucleotides. RefSeq names its product probable LRR receptor-like serine/threonine-protein kinase At2g24230. Gene Ontology annotation, biological process: hormone-mediated signaling pathway; protein phosphorylation. Gene Ontology annotation, cellular component: plasma membrane. Lineage: Eukaryota; Viridiplantae; Streptophyta; Lycopodiopsida; Selaginellales; Selaginellaceae. Gene Ontology annotation, molecular function: ATP binding; protein kinase activity; protein binding. The record is from RefSeq and is a predicted model, not a curated record. The transcript is spliced from 3 exons. The coding region runs from base 413 to 3385 and encodes 990 amino acids.
UUAACCUUGUCCUUUCAUCGUCAAUGUUUUGAAUGUCCGCCAUAGCCAUCAAUCUUUGGGGGCCUGGCUUGGCUUUGCCGCGCGACACGGGCGGCGCAUCGAUCGAUCGCUAGCGGCUGGCAGCGACGCGAGAGGAUUCUCCGUGUUUUCUUGCUCGCGGCUGCCAAUGGGGGUGGAUUCUAGGACAAAGAUGAUCCUGCACAGUCGAUGUCUGUGCUGUGCUUGCCAGCGCCAAUGCGUGGAGGGCGCAGGCGCUGUUCUUGGCCAUGGACGCACAGCUGGAAUCGCAAUUCGAGGUUCGUGAUGUGAUGUUUCCAGGUAUUUCGACUCCCCUGGCGCCGCUGCGCGAUCGACGACUCCGGCACUAGCAGCAUUGGAUGAGGCGGCGGAGUAGAAUCUAGCGCAGGAAGAGAUGAGAAUUUCCAGGAUUGCCUUGGUCGUCGUCGCGAUAAUCUCCGGCCUUGAUCCUGGAUCCGCGCAGUCGAGCGGCGCCGAAUCGGACAGGGAAUCGCUACGAAUCUUUCUCCAAGGCGCGCUUCCAGCGCAACCGGCAUUCAAUCUCUCCGGCUCGCCCUGCCGCUGGCCGGGCGUCAGCUGCUCGGACACGGAUAGCCGGGUCACUCGCAUCGAUUGGCAGGGCUGGGAGUUGCGAGGAUCCAUCCCACAGGACUCCAUUGGCAGGCUCGAUUCGCUGCUCUACCUCAAUCUCUAUAACAACUCCAUCUCGGGCACUCUCCCGACGGAUCUAUGGGACCUCCCGCAGCUCCAGUACCUCAACCUCUCCAGGAACCUCCUCCAGGGAUCCAUGUCCAUCGCGCUGGGUCGGCCUUCGGGGCUCUUCUUCCUGGAUCUCUCGCAGAACCAUCUUGCCGGCCAGAUUCCUCCCAGCAUUGGGCUGCUCAAGAGCUUGGUGGUGUUGAAUCUCAGCCGGAACGACUUCCAGGAUCUGGUCCCAGGUGCCAUCUUCGGCUGCUCGUUCCUGCGGACGCUCGACCUCUCCUACAACAGGAUCUCGGGGGUCUUCCCGUCGGGGCUCUCGCAUUUGGUCCAGCUCCAGGCUCUCUACCUCAACAACAACAUGCUGAGUGGAAUGGUGCCGCCGGAGACGAGCCGGCUACACUACCUCGCGGUGCUGGAUCUCUCCGAGAACCACUUCACGGGGCCUUUUCCCCGCGUGGACGGGCUCAGGAAGCUGGAGGUUCUCAACAUCUCGGGGAACUUUUUGGGUGGGACGAUUCCAACGGGCACUUUUCGCAUCCCCGGAUUGAGGAAGUUCUCGGCCAGGAGCAACUUUUUCGUGGGGAGUUUACCAACACCGUCGCUCUUGCACAGCACCUUGAGCUACAUCGAUCUGGGGCAGAACAACUUGUCAGGAAAUGUUUCUGUGGGGAUCUGGAGUAUGAACUCGGUAGAAACUCUGCGGCUGGACGGGAACAGCUUGUCUGGGCUUUUGCCAUCGCAGGUCGGUGCUGCAUUGAAGGAGCUAGACCUCAAAAACAACGAGUUCAGCGGCCCCGUUUCUUCCGACUUGGGAGCGUUCCAAAGUCUUGCGUACUUGGACUUGUCGACAAACAGGCUGAGUGGGCCUCUACCGGAGAAGUUGACCGGGUUCCCGUCCUUGGUCCAUCUCGGGCUGGACAACAAUCCGUUUCUGGAGAGCAGGUUCCCAAAGCUUCAAGAACUCAAGAAGCUCGAGUACUUGAAUCUUUCCGCGACUCAGCUCACCGGAGGCAUUCCCGAAGAGAUUGGCAAUCUCCAGACGUUGAAGCAGCUGGACCUCUCGCACAACGAGCUCAACGGAACGCUUCCCGAAAGUCUGGGAAGCCUGGUGGGAUUGACUUCGCUGGACAUGUCGUACAAUCAACUCAAUGGCUCCAUUCCCAACUCCAUGGCCAGGUUGACACAGCUACAGCACUUGAACUUUUCGUACAAUGAUCUCAGUGGAGAUGUUCCUGGUUGGCCCUUCAUGCUCCCUUCAGGCUUACUGGGGAACAAGGGACUGUGUGGGCGUGUGCUGAAUGUGCCUUGCCCGCGAGAAAUAGUACCGUCGUCGGGCCACAGUCCAUCAGACAACAGCGAGCACAACAUCCGGAACUCACCACACAGGAGGCAUUUGCGAGUCGCAGUCAUAGUCGGCAUUGUCACGGGAUCAGCAGCAGCACUCCUCUGCGUCCUGGCCGGACUCUGCUACUGCCGAGGCAGCGUCAAAGUUUUCAACAAGAAGCAAGAGCCAACAAAAGAGGAGCGCUUCAUCUCCAUGUCGGGCCCCUUCUCGUCCGAGAUGGAUCCAUCAGUGUGGGCGGCGGGGGUCCGGGAUCCACACACCAUCCCAGUGGUGAUGUUUGAGAAGCCGCUACUCAACCUCACAUUCUCGGACCUCGUCCAGGCCACCGCCAACUUUAGCAAGGACGCGCAAGUCCCCGACGGCGGCUGUGGCCCAGUCUUCCAAGGCAUCCUCCCAGGUGGAAUUCACGUUGCGGUGAAGAUCCUCGGCGAGGGGAUACCAUCCGAGGACGUGGCAUCCGCGUGUGCACAGCUAGCAGCCAUCGGCCGGCUCAAGCAUCCCAACGUGGUACCGCUGCUGGGCUACUGCAUGGUCGGGGUGGAGAGGCUGCUGGUUUACGACUACGUCCAGGACGGGGGCGACCUGUAUGGCCGGCUCCACGAGCUGCCCGAGGGGAUGCCCAACACCGAGGACUGGUCAACGGACACUUGGGAGCAUGGGCAGGAGGGGACUACUAACGCGGCGGUCCUGGCCGUGCUGCCGUGGUCGGUCCGCCACCGCGUCGCGCUGUGUACCGCCCGGGCUCUGGCGUUCCUGCACCACGGCUGCAGCCCCCCGGUUGUGCAUGGCGACGUGAAGGCGAGCAACGUGCUUCUGGACGCAGAGUGUGAGGCUCGGCUGGCCGGGACUGGGCUGGCGCAGCUCGUGGAGAUUGGGACCGGAGAGGCCGGCUACGUGCCGCCCGAGUUUGGCAGCAGCAGCUCCAAUGCAGGAAACAACAACAGCAACAGCAACUCGGGCUCCUCCCGCGAGAUGUCGCCGAAGGCCGACGUUUACUCGUUCGGGGUGGUGCUCCUGGAGCUUGUGACGGGGAAGAGGCCCGUCGGGGACGACUACCCGGGAGGGCACGGCAACCAAGGCGGGGUUGUGCAGUGGACGAGGUGGCUGGUCAAAGAGAAGCGGGGCUUCAAGGCUCUGGACGCGAGGGUGAUGCAAGGGGACGAAGACAUGACCGAGAUGCUCGAGGCUUUGAGAGUGGCCUACUUGUGCACGGCAGAGACUCCCAGCAAGAGACCCACAAUGCAACAGGUUGUGGGGCUGCUCAAGGACUUGCGGCCAUCGUCCUCGAUCUCCGGAGAGCUGGUUGGAGGAUCCUUCUGAUCCACGUACAGGUGCUUUUGGCGGUUCUUGCCGAGGAGAUCCGGAUCGAUAGCAACAAAAACAAAUGACACUACUGAAACCCAACAGUGAUCUCUCUAGAACAGGAGAUGAUUCCUCUCCGCGGAAACUCUUAACUGGCAGCUAAGGUAGCAGUAAAAUAUGAUUUGUUCUUCGCGAGUUCUCUAUCUAUUCCCAGUGGAUCGCACGUCAGUACAAAAGAAUGCGCUCCUUCCGAAUUCGUGUCCCCAACAAAAUCCAAUUGUUGCUUAAACU